AUGGGUGGAGAGACAUAUGUCGCGGUGGACGGAGAGAAGCGGGUUGCAUCACUGGAACUUAGUAGGAACGGAACCCGGCUUCAGACGGCGUCUCGCCUUGUAAGCGAUGAAUUGGACCGGCAGGUCCCGCUCGAAGCAAUCGUCUUCGAAGUGCCUCGAGCAGACGACCCAGUUGUUGGUGAUGCGGUGGAUCUGCCCGUCCCGUCCGACCGAGUCCAACCAGAUCUGGGCGAGAUGAACAUCCUUGGGGAAGCGGUGCGUGCUGGUCGGGCGGAUAGCGUCGUUCUUCGGCCGGCCGGAGUUGGUGUUGCAGCCCGGAACGAUGCACGUGCCAGUGGCCUCCAGUGCGGAUUCCCCGGCCGGCCGGCCAACGGCGGGACCGUCAACGAUGCCACCUUCUACUUCUACAGGGACCUGGCCACGUACCAGUGCGCGGACGGGUUCGUCCUCUUCGGGCCGAGUCAGCGGAUGUGCAUGAAGAAUGGGACGUGGAGCGGGGCGCUGCCCACGUGCGAGUUCAAUUUGGCCCGUGGGAAGGUGAGCCAGCAGAGCCUGACGUUAUUGAACUACCGAUCGGAUCUGGCCGUGGACGGAGACCCGGAGACGUGCUCGUACACGCCGAGGGACACGGAUUCAUCGAGGUGGUGGCAGGUGAACCUGGGACGAAGGUACAAUAUAGCCUCCGUCGGGAUCCGUAUCAACAGAGGGACUUACCAGGCGUUCACGGUGUUCGUGAUCGACGUGCGGGAGGAGAAGCGGGCGCUGUACCAGGAGUGCGCCAGGUUCUCGGGGACGUUUCUCUCGGACAAGGCGAUGUUCAGAUGCAACGGGGGGCUGGGGACGCCGGGGCAGUUCGUCUACAUCAGGGACGACCGGCAGACGCAGGAGCACCUGGGGCUCUGCGAGGUCCAGGUCUUCGCCACUCGAGGUAGAAUUCGAAAGAAGAAACGAGUCUUUGUUGAACCCACAGACCGGGUGCCAUGUGGAGACCCCGAGCAGCCGAUCUACAGCAGCGUGAGCCGGACGGAGAACCAGGCCCAUUACUCCUGCCUCCCCGGCUUCACCUUGAGGGGGGAGACGGUGCGGAACUGCCUGGCUGACGGGCAGUGGUCAUCCUCGCCUCCGACGUGUCUCGAGCAAGAGUGCGAGGCGCCGUUGCAGAUCGAGAAUGGGUUCUUGCUCGUCCCCGGCUUCAAAGGCAGAUACGUGUUCGGGCUUCGGGCCAUCUACAAGUGUAACCCUGGGUUUCUUCUCUGGGGGAAUGCCACGAUGACCUGCGGUCCUCUUGGGGUCUGGUCCGGGUCUGUGCCGCAGUGCAAGAAGGUGCAGUGUCCGGCUCCACCGUCAUUCGCGAAUGCGAGAUUGAUCCUUCCCGACGGAUCUACCGAAUGGGAAGCCGUUGCCGUUUAUCGAUGCGAUCCUGGAUUCAUCCUGCCGGAUGGCGGAAGGGAGGUGAAGACCAGAUGCAUCGACUCGGGAGAGUGGGAGUCGGUCGUGGUGGACUGCACGAGCGAGACGCGGGAGGACCGAGGACGGAGUCUGGAGACGGAGGUGCGGGGCACGAUCGACGACCACGAGGUGGGGAAGACGGUGGAGGUGGAGGAAGGGGAAGGGGAGGUGGAGGGGGAGGCGGCGGAAGGAGAGGGGGAAGUGACGGGGAGACUGAAGGAGGCGUCGAAGGUGGAGGUCAUCAUGGGGAUCAUCGCCAUGACCGUCGUGCUGUGUCUCGUUCUGGCCAUCAUGGGAUAUCUCUUUCUCAAGCGCAGGCGUUCUCGAGGCGACGAGAAGGAAAGCGUGCUGAAGCCGCGCUCCACCCCGCGCUGCCCCUGCAUCGAGGCCCGCGACCACCUCUACGACGAGGUCUACACCCCGUCGACCCGCAGCCGCCUCUCCUCGACCGCCGGCACGGGCCAGACCCCAGCGACGGGCGACUACGACUCCCUGGAGCCGAUCUCCAUCUACCACCCGAUGGACUCUUCCAUCUCGGACGGUUCGUCCUCCUUCUACGACAACCCCUCGCUCGUCUACGACGUCCCGGGGAAGGGACAGUCGGACCGGGAGCAUCGAUACGAGAACCUUCCGGUCCUGAAGCCCCUCCACGCCCCCAAGGGCACCGCGAUGCCCGACGUCCUGAAGGUGUCGACCAACGUCCCCGCGGACAUCCUCGCCCUCUACGCCAAGGUGAACAAGGCGAAGAAGACCAAGACGAAGGGAUCGGAAGCGCCGAACGACCCGCCGAAAUCCUCUAGUCCCCCCCACUACGACACGAUCCCCGCUCACCCCCGUCCCAACCCGGACUACGAGACCCUGGACGAAGCCCGCCAGAAGCCGGAAGAGGGCGUCAUCUACGCCGAGAUCGACGUCCCGACCCGCGAAACCGAUCGCCAGCAGUCGCUCGAGGAAAAAGUGGUCUACACCAACGUGAGGCCUCUCCCGCCCAUCCCGGACGCCCGGGACUCCACCAAGAGUCCCAUCCCCCAGAUCCACAUGAUCUGAGCGAGGGGAAACGCAGCGCGAAUCGGCCCCGUGCAAUACCGACGACGGGCUCCGUCCUUCUCGCGAUCCGAAGAGCCUCGACGAGUUCCGCGCCGUUCCUCGACCCCUUCGCGUGGACGAAGUUUCAUCUCGCUGGAAUCUCGCAUCGGCUCGUCCCCAUUCCAUAUUGGAACCGCGGGUCGUCGUUCGGAUUUCCUCCUCGCCUAAAGAACCGUGUUAGAACUUACCGAAUUAUUUUAUGGGGAAAGAGAUGGAGAUUUUUUUGUGAUACAUAACACGGCUGACGGAAUUGCAAAGCUUUUGCAACAGCUACUCCCCUUGGUGGUGCUUCCGCUUUUGUAUUAUAUUUUCCCGUGGACAUAAAGAAUGAAGCUUUCUUUUCGAA
Molecule: messenger RNA, 2881 nt
Organism: Darwinula stevensoni
Lineage: Eukaryota; Metazoa; Arthropoda; Ostracoda; Podocopida; Darwinulidae
Source: the annotation of a GenBank genome assembly